AAAAGAAUUGUGCAUUCACGACGAGCCAUUAGUCUAUUAAUUGGCAACAACAAAACAGACCUUCUCCUUUGUUAGUUGUGAGCAAUCCAGAAAUAAUGAAUAUGAUACGCAGCAGUAGAUUCUAUCUCUGCCUAUUCCUAUUCACAACUUGGUUUUUCUCAGCUCACACAACAGAUACCAUUGAUACUUCCCAAAUAUUGAGCGAUAACCGUGAUGACACUCUCAUCUCAUCCAGCGGCGUCUUUGCGUUGGGGUUUUUCAGCCCAGGGAGCUCCAAGAAUCGGUACGUCGGCAUAUGGUACAACAACAUUAAAGACAAGACUGUGGUGUGGAUCGCCAACAGAGACCAUCCACUCACGGAUCGAUCAGGUACGCUUAGACUCAUUGAACCAGGUGGCCGUCUGCUUCUUCUCAACGCUACCAAUGCUACUAUUUGGGCUGCUAAUGUAUCAAGAAGCGCGCACACUCCACUCGCACGUUUACUUGACUCGGGGAACCUCGUUGUGACGGAUGCAAACGAUGAGAAGAAUAUCAUCUGGGAGAGCUUCGAUUAUCCAACCGACACUUUCUUACCAGGAAUGAAGCUUGGUAAGAAUCUCGUGACCGGCCAUGAAGUCUUUAUCACGUCGAAGACGAACAACGAUGAGCCGGCCAUGGGAGGUAUUACAUAUCACUGCGAUCCCUCCGGGUAUCCACAGAAUGUGAUCAAAGAAGGUGCCUCCUUUCGGUAUAAAACAGGGCCAUGGAACGGUGUCACCUUCAGCGGCAGUCACAACCUAGUGAAGAAUGACAUUUUCACGUAUGGAGUGGUGAUCAGCGAGAAUGAGGUGUAUUAUCACUACGAACUCAUCAACACCUCCCUAUAUAUGAGGUUUACGGUGAGCGAAGAUGGUGUUGGGCAGAGGUGGCUUUGGUCUUAUCACACACAAAACUGGAAACUUUAUCUUACAAUUCCAAUAGAUAGCUGUGACAUUUAUCAAACGUGUGGUGCAUAUGGUAGUUGUAAUAUCAAGACUACGCCUGCUUGUGCAUGCUUGAGUAAAUUCCAGCCAAGAGAUGAUCGAGGUUGGGGCAAUGGGGAUUUCUCCAAUGGAUGCAUUCGAAGAACCCCGUUGAACUGCCAAGAUGGAGAUGUUUUUAUCAAAUACUCUGGAAUCAAAUUACCAGACACGGAGCGUUCCUGGUAUAACGCGAGUAUGAGUCUUCAAGAAUGCAAGGUAACAUGCUUGAAAAAUUGCUCUUGUACAGCCUACGCAGCUCUGGAUAUAAGCAACGGCGAGCAUGGAUGUCUACUCUGGUUUGGUGAGCUUGUCGACAUAAGGGAGAUAUCUCCUGGACAAACUAUCUACAUUAGAAUGGCUAAAUCCGAGUUAGAGUCGGGAGGUAGGAAGCGAGAAAUACUUAUAUUGACAGUGAUGAUUGGGAUUGUGCUACUAGGCCUGAGCCUGUUUCUGUUUUACCAGAAAACAAAGAAGAUGAAGCCAGAAACAGACAGGCUGAGACAUCCAGAUGAAACUCACGAGGAGCUUGAGCUACCAAUGUUUGAAUUGUCCACAAUGAGCAAAGCUACUGAUGGAUUUUCAGUCAACAAUAAGCUUGGAGAGGGUGGAUUCGGACCAGUUUUUAAGGGAGUACUAGAGGGACAGGAAAUUGCUGUGAAACGACUAUCAAGAACUUCCCUUCAAGGAGUGGAUGAGUUCAAGAAUGAAGUAAUCUGUAUCGCAAAACUUCAGCACCGAAAUCUAGUGAAGCUCCUCGGAUGUUGCAUUCAAGGACAAGAACGCAUGCUGGUUUAUGAGUACAUGACCAACAAAAGUCUCGACUUGAUACUUUUCGAUCAAGUCAAGAAAACGACACUGGACUGGCCAAGGCGCUUCAACAUUAUUAAUGGUAUUGCUCGGGGGCUUAUGUAUCUACAUCAUGAUUCUCGUCUCAGAGUUAUCCACAGAGACCUCAAAGCCAGCAAUAUAUUACUAGAUUCAGAUAUGAUUCCAAAAAUAUCAGACUUCGGUCUUGCAAGAACAUUUGGAGGGAAUGAAACUGGAGCCGACACAAGUCGAGUAGUAGGAACAUAUGGCUACAUGUCCCCAGAGUAUGCCGUAGAGGGCAUGUUCUCAGUGAAAUCAGAUGUGUUUAGUUUUGGUGUUUUGGUGCUUGAAAUCAUAAGUGGCAAGAGAAACAGAGGAUUUACUCUGGUGGAUCACCGCCACAACCUUCUUGGACAUGCAUGGAUUCUUUACAAAGAAGAAAGGUCACUGGAAUUAGUGGAUUCUUGUGUGGAAUAUUCAAGGUACUUAUCCCAAAUAGAGCGAUCAAUCCAUGUGGGUCUUUUGUGUGUGCAAGAACAGACAGAAGAGAGGCCAAACAUGUCUUCCGUGGUACUGAUGCUCAACAAUGAUGGUGUCCUGCCUCAAGCCAAACAUCCUGGUUUCUUUACAGGAAGAGAUAUCAUAAGAAAAGAAACUUCACAUAGCUCAAACACGGCAAGUUCCGUUAAUGCAAUGACCAUUUCGCUGCUAGAGGCUCGUUAACAAAUCCAAUGUAAAAUUAAUAGAUAAAUUAAUUUGGUAUAAUUACAGAUAGAGUGUACUUCUGAAUGAAUGUGUAAUUGUGCAGGCAUUGUAGUGUCCUUGUUGUGAAACUGUUGAAAGAGAAUCAGAGGAUUUUCCUACAACAAUAGCAAUCUCAACUUUCUUGGACAUGCUAGCUAAUAUGUAAUGUAAACAAAUGAAACGUGAUAUCUUGGAUAUCACGUUUCAUUUGUUCUGUAGAUGAGUGCGGUGCCUUUACUUUUCCAACUGUGCUUAA
Messenger RNA from Salvia miltiorrhiza (redroot sage), 2808 nucleotides. Its product is annotated as G-type lectin S-receptor-like serine/threonine-protein kinase At4g27290. NCBI's taxonomy places the organism in Eukaryota, Viridiplantae, Streptophyta, Magnoliopsida, Lamiales, Lamiaceae. Gene Ontology annotation, biological process: recognition of pollen; protein phosphorylation. The transcript has 7 exons. The record is from RefSeq and is a predicted model, not a curated record. Bases 96 to 2531 code for a protein of 811 amino acids. Gene Ontology annotation, molecular function: ATP binding; protein serine/threonine kinase activity.